AUGGAUUCUGUUUCAGGCUGGUUUUCGUACCUCAGCUUGGCAGCCACGGCGUCCUCGCUCAUCCUAGCCUAUGUGGUCUCCACAAUUAUCUAUCGGCUCUACUUCCAUCCACUCGCCAAAUAUCCCGGGCCACUCUUCGCUAGAAUCAGCACGUUCCCAUCCUACUGGCACACCCUCAAACAAGAUCGUCACAUCUGGCUCUGGCGUCUGCAACAACAAUACGGCGACACUUUCCGGUAUCGGCCUGAUGCAGUACUCAUCAACACUCCCACGGCUUUCAGAUCAAUAUUUGGACCGAAAGGCAACGUGCGAAAGAGUGACUACUACAGAGUCUGGCCAAGGACUGCUGAGGUCACGAGUACUUGGAAUGUCACAGAUAUUCCGGCGCAUGCCAGGAAGCGACGGGUGAUGAACCAGGCGUUCUCGGAGAAGGCGUUGAAGUCAGCUGAAAUCUUCAUUCAUGACAAUGUGGAUCGCUGGUUGGAUUUGUUGGGAGAUCAAGGGAAGACUGGUACAACCUCUAUCAACAUGGCUCACGAGAUCAAUUACCUUGUGUUCGACAUUCUGGGAGACCUGUGCUUCGGCCAGUCGUUUGGAAUGAUCGAGCCUGGGAGUGAGAUGCGUUAUGUGCCCGAAGUGCUUGCUACAUUUCUUCAGCUGUUUCACCCCAUAGCAUUCUCACCUUUGGCAGAGUGGUGGGUCUGGGCCAAGCCACGAGGCCUCGAUAAGAUUCUGGGCUACGUUUCGCCACCAGCUGUCACCAACUGGGAGAAGUUCGUUGCCUCGUGUCUUGAGAAGAGGACCAAGGUAGAACACGAGAACAGAGCGUUGAUUAAGCCAGAAUCUGAGGUCAGGAAAGAUUUCUUCUACUACCUCUUCGACGCCAAAGACCCGGAGACUGGAACCGGCUAUGAUCUGAACGAGCUCUACGGCGAAUGUGAGCUGCUGAUUGUUGCUGGAUCGGACACUACGUCGAUCGUCAUGUCUGCGAUGAUAUUCUAUCUGGCCAAGAACCCCGACGUCCAGACGAGGCUGGCGGACGAGAUCUUGUCAACCUUCAACGCCUACAAUGAGAUUCGCGGCGGUAGCCAAAUCCACUCUUGUCGAUACUUGAAGGCUUUCAUUCAAGAAGCCUGCCGCAUGGCACCUCCCGUCGGGGCUGAUCCAGCACGUCAAGUCCUGUCGGGAGGCACGAUCAUCGACGGCCAGUACUUCCCGGAAGGGACAAAGCUCAGCAUCAGUUGCUAUCGCCUUAGCUACAGCGAUGAUGUGUUCCCUGAGCCGUUUGCCUUCCGACCUGAGCGCUGGUUGCCUGAGCAUAGCUCACCUGAGAGGCUAGCGAUCCAGGAGCAGGGCUUCUGUUCAUUCCUUGCAGGUUCUCGUGGUUGUGUUGGAAAGAACCUGGCGUGGCUGGAGAUGAUGCUGGUAAUCUCAAAGCUGGUGUACAAGUAUGAGGUUAUUCAAGACCCAAAAGACAAUCUUGGGGGUGGAGCUGCAGAUGGAAGGAUUGGACGGCAGAAUCCGGAUCAGUAUCAGACUUAUGAUGCCUUUGUUGCGUUAAGAGAUGGACCGAUGGUGCAUCUUCGCCCAAGAUGA
Molecule: messenger RNA, 1596 nt
Organism: Zasmidium cellare ATCC 36951
Lineage: Eukaryota; Fungi; Ascomycota; Dothideomycetes; Mycosphaerellales; Mycosphaerellaceae
Exons: 2
Coding region: 1-1596 (531 amino acids)
Molecular function (GO): monooxygenase activity; iron ion binding; heme binding
Source: RefSeq, a predicted model, not a curated record